GUCUCAAAACUACAACACGGUUUUGGCUGUAAACAUUCAAAAGAGCUAAAAACGAAAGCCAUCAAACAAUCUGUCAUAAACAUGGAAGUGGGCCGCGUAAUUGUCGUGACAAUAUUGGCGUACUGCUCCAUCUUCCUCCUCUCCGAGGCAAUCAGGCAUGUGGGGAACGACUUAAAUGUUGGAUUCUACGAUAAAACUUGCCCCCAAGCCGAGCAAAUUGUGGCUGAUGUUGUUUCCAGGGGCAUGGCGAUGAAUCGAGGCAACGCUGCUGGCCUCAUCCGCCUCUUUUUCCACGAUUGCUUUGUCAAUGGCUGUGAUGCCUCAAUUCUGUUGGACUCAACGCCAUCUGGUGAAAGUGUAGAGAAAGAAUCAGGAGCCAACAGUGGCACCCUCCGGGGCCUUGAAAUAAUUGACAAGAUCAAGGCACAGCUUGAGCAGGAAUGCCCUGACAUUGUGUCUUGUGCUGAUAUAUUAUCAUUUGCAAGCCGGGAAGCUGUUGCACGAUCUGGUCUAUCAUACUAUCAUGUACCUGCCGGCCGCCGUGAUGGUCUCUCUUCCCGUGCAGAUGAUACACGUGGUAACAUUCCCGGUCCAUCAUUACAUGUCGAUGCUAUAGCUGAAAUCUUCACGAGGAAAGGCUUGACCGUAGAAGAAAUGGUUGUCCUAACCGGUGCACACUCAGUUGGCGCUUCCCACUGCAAGUUCUUUGAUUACAGACUAUAUAAUUUCAGCUCAACUAAUAGGAGAGACCCUGACCUUAACAUAGUCUAUGCUAAUUUUAUAUCAUCCUUGUGCCCACCCCAACAGUCUUUGCUUGCACAAGUCAGAGGUAAUCAACCCGUGGACUUCGAUCACAUAUCGCCCAACAGGCUGGAGAAUACAUUCUAUCUCAAGCUGUUGAAAGGGAUUGCACUGCUUGAAUCUGAUCAGGGAUUGGCUAAUGAUCCCAGGACAAGGGAGAUUGUGCAUAGAAUGGCUUUCAAUCGAGAAGCAUGGUCAAACAAGUUCACUCAGGCCAUGAUUAGGCUGGGGAGGGUGGAUGUGCUCACUGGAAGAGAAGGGGAAAUAAGGAAAGACUGUCGGGCUGUUAACUGA
Molecule: messenger RNA, 1095 nt
Organism: Alnus glutinosa
Lineage: Eukaryota; Viridiplantae; Streptophyta; Magnoliopsida; Fagales; Betulaceae
Product: peroxidase 5-like
Exons: 2
Coding region: 82-1095 (337 amino acids)
Biological process (GO): hydrogen peroxide catabolic process; response to oxidative stress
Molecular function (GO): heme binding; peroxidase activity
Source: RefSeq, a predicted model, not a curated record